Hydractinia symbiolongicarpus is the source of this 2420-nucleotide messenger RNA. RefSeq names its product protein FAM227B-like. The record is from RefSeq and is a predicted model, not a curated record. Lineage: Eukaryota; Metazoa; Cnidaria; Hydrozoa; Anthoathecata; Hydractiniidae. The transcript has 16 exons. The coding region runs from base 466 to 1944 and encodes 492 amino acids.
UGAGUGGGGGGGGGGGUUGGAUUCCUAAAUGAGCAGGGAGCAUAUAUACACGUUGACGUACUGUAUAAAAAUAUUCCUAUUUUUCUUUAUGAGGUUUUUAAUUAUUGCUUAACUGUGUAAUUGUAUACAUAUUGUAUGCAAUAAAUAAUAAACACAAUUAUUUAUACAAAGCAUGCUAUAACUAAAGCAAGUUAGUUUGCAUAGCUAAAUGCUUAGGUGCAGGUGUUGUUGGUUGUAGUUUUUAAGCGAUAUUAUUCUGAUUGUUAUGUUUAAUAGUCUUUAACUAGUCUUACUCCUGACUUUUGUUUAACCUGUUUUUCUAAUGAUCUUCUUUCAUACCUAUUAAAAUGGUAAUAGGUAGUAUAUAUAAUAUAUAGUUAUGUUCUUCUUUAAUAACACAGUAAAAAAGUGUGCAGUUCAGUGUUCAGUUUUUAUAAAAAUUAAAUAAAAAGAGCUGAAGAGAAAAUGACACCUCCAUUUACAUUUGAAGAAUGGUUGAAAGGCAACAAGCUUAAAGAUUGGCCUUUAGAUCCUGAAGACGAAAAUGAUAAUACCAUCAUCACUGCAGACUUCAUUGGUUUAGGGUCAAAAGAAGAUAUACGCAAUGAAUUAAAGAAAAAAGCACCAUUUCAAAGUGCCAUUUUGGAUGAUGUCUUAAAAGAAGUCAAUUCCUUUGAAGAAAAAUUAAAAGAAUAUGCAACAUUUUUUUUUGAUAAAAGAACAACCAAGGCUGACGCUCCUCAAAGUAAUGAAAAAUAUAGGGCUUCGUUUGAUUUAGUCGUAGAGCAACACCAUAUCAAGUCAAACACAUCAACAAUUAAAAAACUGUUUAAUACCAAACUGAAGAAUAUAGAGAAUGCUGUUUUUCCUGGAUUUUUUCUUCACGAGCUUACACCAUUGCCUGGCGCAGUUGAAGCACCACAACUUUUAAACUACGUGACAAAACUUCAAAACUUUUCUUCUAUAUACAAGAAAACAUGGAAAAGAUAUUUCUUAUCAGAAGCUUCUGUUGCCAUAUUGCAGGAUGCAUUUUGGUGGAUUUUUCUAGAAAAAACAAGAAAGGAUAAGGAAUGUUACGCACAAGCUCAGCUGUUUAAUCGACUCUCAAAAAGUUUUGCCAGUUUGUUUAUCAGCAUUUCGUAUGAAGAGAAAGAUCAAUUUUUUCAGUAUUAUCCAGAUUGUUUGAGUCAAGCAAUUUAUUCUGCAUUUUGUGCUGGAUUUCCAACUUCAUCACAAAUACAAUUUAAUGAAAAAUUUCGAGAAAAACUUUUACAUUUGAUUUAUGAGUGGGUUGCAGGUGCUUCUCCACAUGUUACUGGAUUGUUAGCAUUGUGGGAUUUGGAAGCAUUGGAGAGUAACAAAAGUAAAGAAGAUUCCGAUGAUAUAAACCAUAUGCUAAAAUCCAGAUUAUCAUUUAACGAGGAAACGUUUUUGCAAACAUCUCCAAGGAAUGUUGAUGAAGAGAAUGUUGGAGCAGUAGCAAGCCCAAGGCGUUGCACACAAGAUUCAACGUCUCAUACCUCGGGUCCGGGUCCUGAGUAUGAAAGAAUCGCCUUCAAUAUUUAUGGCCGCAGUCCGUUCAUUAUGCAUUACUUGGCGUCAAAAGAUUUGCAUCAUGAAAAUGAAGUACCACAAAAGCUGGUCACAAGAACUCAAAUAAACGAAACGAAAGUAAACGAUGAACCGACGUAUAAAGAAUUGAUUCAAGGUCAUAGAUUGAAAUCCACCGGACGGAAGAAAAAGUUUCAUAAAAUGACGUCACAAGUUGCAAAAGAUUGUCAGCUAAUAGAUCAGCAGAAGAAGAAAGAUUUGAAAACCAUGGUCAGAGCACAAGAAGAGUUGAUGACGAAACAUUUUGACAUCAAAAUUUUAAGCGAGAAUAUUCUAGAUAGGAUGAUUUUUAGAAAUUUAACUACCUCCACUGAAGAACAACAAGAAGAAUGAAACAAACAGAUCAUGCACCAAAAAUGUAAAAAAAUUUCCCAUCGCGUUUUUUUAUAAAGCGACCAAGGUCGAGGUUUGUGUUUGAGUAACUAUAGUUCGACUGAAAGUUUGAAAAGUAAAUUACCGAGGCUUAAUCUGGAUAAUCUAACAAAAAAUCCAAUACGUUAAUUUUAUCCCCCUGAUUUUCCUGGAUAUGUAAACUUUAUCAGUCCUACAUAAAAACCCACAGAUGCGAAAUAUUUGCGAAAAUUAUUUCUCGCAUGUUAUCUUUUGUGAAGCAGUACUUUUAAAGCUUACCUUCGGUGAAGAAUCAAGUUAUUUGAGUGAGUGUUGAUUUAAAAGUUUAUAUAUAGGGUUAAAAUGUUUUUUGUUUUUGGCGUUUUGAACGUUUGUUACAAAUUUUUGCGGAAAGAAAAUUUUGCCUUUUUUUUGAAAAUAUGCGAAAUUAAAUUCCGCAAAAAUGAAACUGAUUGUGC